Messenger RNA from Tachyglossus aculeatus (Australian echidna), 1058 nucleotides. RefSeq names its product THO complex 7 (gene THOC7). The transcript is spliced from 8 exons. The coding region runs from base 128 to 859 and encodes 243 amino acids. NCBI's taxonomy places the organism in Eukaryota, Metazoa, Chordata, Mammalia, Monotremata, Tachyglossidae. Gene Ontology annotation, cellular component: THO complex part of transcription export complex. Gene Ontology annotation, biological process: mRNA export from nucleus; mRNA processing. The record is from RefSeq and is a predicted model, not a curated record.
GGAGGAGGAGCGGAGCGCGCGCUGGCGGAGCCGGCCCGGAUUUCAGCGGCGGCUCAGUUCGGGUCAGGCCGAGGAGGUGGCGGCGGCAAGAACGACGAGCCCCGGCAGCCCCAUCUCCUCCUCCUCCAUGGCUGUUUACCCGGCUGCAUUGUGGGAGUUUGUUGACCUCCCUACACCGCCCCCAGUAACGGUCGCUUCCCAGCGCGCUGCCUCACACCGCCCUGCGCACGCUGCCGCCGCCGCCAUGGGAGCCGUGACCGACGACGAAGUGAUACGGAAGCGUCUCUUAAUUGAUGGAGAUGGUGCCGGUGAUGAUCGACGGAUCAAUCUGUUAGUGAAGAGUUUCAUAAAAUGGUGCAACGCUGGAUCUCAGGAAGAGGGCUACAGCCAGUAUCAGCGUAUGCUGAGCACAUUGUCACAGUGUGAAUUUUCAAUGGGAAAAACCUUGCUUGUGUAUGAUAUGAAUCUCAGAGAGAUGGAGAAUUAUGAAAAAAUAUACAAAGACAUAGAAAAUAAUAUAGCUGGAGCACAUGAAAAAAUUGCUGAGUGCAAGAAGCAGAUUCUCCAAGCAAAACGAAUACGAAAAAAUCGCCAAGAAUAUGAUGCUUUGGCAAAAGUGAUACAGUACCAUCCAGACAGACAUGAAACAUUAAAGGAACUAGAUGCUUUGGGAAAAGAAUUGCAGCAUCUGUCUCAUAUUAAAGAGAGUGUUGAAGAUAAGCUGGAAUUGAGGCGAAAGCAGUUCCAUGUCCUUCUUAGUACCAUCCAUGAACUUCAGCAAACAUUGGAAAAUGAUGAAAAACUCUCUGAAGUUGAAGAAUCUCAAGAAAGCAGCAUUGAAACCGAAACUAAGCAAUAAGCAACAUGAAUCUUUUUUAAUCCUUCUGACCUAUUUUCACCUAAAUAGGGCAUGAUCUGGUGACAGCUGAGAAAUUAAAACUCUGUGUCACUUUUGUGAAACUGAUAAUUUUAUACUAACACAUUUUGGAAAAUUUAUAUUAAUGAUUUGUCUUCAUGACUUUGUCAAAAAAUAAAGGAAUGAGUACAGCUUUACCAAA